This is a messenger RNA of Sorghum bicolor (sorghum), 2276 nucleotides long. Its product is annotated as CLK4-associating serine/arginine rich protein. NCBI's taxonomy places the organism in Eukaryota, Viridiplantae, Streptophyta, Magnoliopsida, Poales, Poaceae. The coding region runs from base 472 to 1797 and encodes 441 amino acids. The record is from RefSeq and is a predicted model, not a curated record. The transcript has 13 exons.
GUGCGGUGCGGUGCGAUGCUUGGUCGCAGCGGAGGCACUUUUGGUCUCAUGGGUUAUCCUGUGCGAGUUGAAAGUUUAUACUGUAAUAACUCAUGAUGGGGACUGUGGCGCUCAGUCUCGGAUAGAACCAUGGCAUUGCCAAUUUUCAAUGAUGAAGCACAGUCUGUUAUCUCCAACAAAAUGGAUAUUCUCUCUUGUAAAAACAUUCAGUUUACUGAAAAUCGGGAAUGACGACUUGUUUUCAUCGCUUGUUUGCCGCUACUCAUUCACUAUGCUUUCUUGCAGGAUACCAUGGAAUGGAAAGCAAGAUGUUUUGAUUGACAGAUUUGAUGGCCGUGCAUUGCUUGAUUUUAUCCGAGACUCGAGCUCUCGUCCUUUUCGAGUCCAAGAGAAAUCUGAAGAAGAGGAAGAGUUAGAGGAAUUUGUUAAUUUUGAACGUUAUCGGGAUUUGAUUAAGCAUCGUCGAAGAGGAUGUCGUUUCUGAUGAGGCCGGUUUGCAGCAUGUUGUGCAAGAGUUGGAGGCAAAAGCUCUUCUUCCUUUUAGCUUUGACAAAACAUUGCUGUGAAAUGUCAAGGAAUGAGAGCAGUAAUUUUUUGCUCUACCAAAUGACACCACCACUACCACAAAGGCCGAUAGUUUCUAGCAACUUGGGACCUCAGUCCUCACAGCCUCCUGCUAGCAAAGGUGCAUAUUCACAGGUUGGAUACUCAUAUAAAGGGGAAGGAAAUGAGGAAUCUGAAGACCUAGACAGUGAUGAUGAUGAUGAAGACGAAGAAGAUGAGGAUGACGAUAAAGACUUCAGUAGUGAUGAUAGCAGUGAUGAGCGAAUGGAAAGUAUAGCCAAGGAAUUUGGGAUAAAAAGAUAUAACUGGCUUGUGUACAUGGACAAAAAAAACAAAGAAGAGGAGAAGCGGCAGAAAGAAAUUGUUAAAGGCGACCGGUCUAUUAAAAAAUUGAGCCGUAGAGAAAGAAGGAAAGCUUCUCAGAUUGAGCGUGAAAAAGAGCGGGAGGCAGCACGUUCUGUUGGACGGGUUUCUUAUCGUGAUCCUUACAGGGAUCAAAGGAGAAGCCCAUCAUAUGAAGCAUAUUCAAGGGGCAGAAGAUCAAGGUCAAGAUCAAGAUCUCGUUCACCAUCCCAUUCUCGGCGUCAUGGCCGUGGGAUGCAUGCUGAAAGCAAUUAUCGGAGCAAGCAGAAGGCUCCUAGGGUUGAAUAUAUUACUGAAUUUGGAGGUUCUGAUGACACCAGUGAACCAAAAGUUUCAGGGAUCUCUCCACCUUCGUCUCCAAUACGAAUUGACAUACCUAACCGGUUGUCAGGUGGUCAAAUUCUUGAGGCACUUCACAGUGAUCCUGCGUCUUCUUUGUCUGUGGAACAGGAAAGAACUGCAAAACUUUUGAAACCACCCCCCAGUACAUCAUCAGCACUCGCUAAACUAAGCAAGGGUGCUUCUGGAGGAACUGGUAAAACUCCCCAGACUGAAAAGAAAGAAACACCACAAGAAAGACUUAAAAGGAUAAUGAGCAAACAGCUUAACAAGCAAAUUAAAAAGGACACAGCUGCUGAGAUUGCCAAGAAACGAGAACAGGAACGACAAAGGAAGGAAAAACUUGCUGAAGUUGGUCGGUACAGGCAUCGUAGCCGCAGUAGAAGUCUUAGCCAGUCCCCACCAAGAAGGCGGCAAUAUAGCAGAAGCCGUAGUAGGAGCAGAAGCCCAAGAAGGUACCGAUCCCGCUCACUCUCCAGUUCCCGGUCGCCCUCUCGCUCUCCAAGGUACCGAAGCAGGUCAAGACACUGAAAAUAUCCAGGAAUCUUUCAACAAAGUGCCUUGCGAUGUUUUAGUUAUUUUAUUUUUAACUUUUCAUUCCUACAGUUUGUGUACUCAUGAGAAGCCUUCGAUUUGUUUUCUUAGAGCAACCACAAUGUGUGGCAAAAGUAGUCCAUAGUGAUUAAAAAAUUACCUACCAGCUACCUGAUACAUUGUGAGGACAGUCUAUAGAAUGGUCAAUAGCAAAAGCUACCCGUAGCACUAUGGGCUACCCAUAAGACAGUAAAAAAAUAAUUCACUGUACACAUGCGGUGGUGGAGAGGUUGAAGAUGAACUUCUUCCAUCCAUGGGAGGUUCAUGUGGGAUUUUUUAUUUCAGCCUGGGACCCAUUCCUAUAGCCUAGAUGAUCUAUAUACAUUGUGGUCUGAAUUUUAACUAUUGCCACCUGUUGUGGGUCCCAUCCCUAUGGACUAUUUCAGCCAUAUACAUUGCUUUAGUUAGUUCUUAAA